ACAGAAAAUUAUCUAGUUCUGUGUUGUUUUAUCUUUGCAGUUAAUGUAAAAUGGGGAAAAGAGAAAUUCGAUGGCGUAGAGUUGAAUACUGAUGAACCUCCAAUGGUAUUCAAGGCACAGCUUUUUGCAUUGACUGGAGUUCAGCCAGCCAGACAAAAAGUUAUGUUGAAAGGAGGAACUCUGAAGGAUGAAGAAUGGGGCAACAUCAAAAUAAAGAAUGGGAUGACCUUAUUAAUGAUGGGUUCUGCAGAUGCACUGCCUGAGGAACCAGUAGCUCGACCUGUCUUUGUAGAAGAUAUGACAGAGGAACAGUUAGCCUCAGCUAUGGAAUUACCAUGUGGUUUGACAAACCUUGGCAACACUUGUUACAUGAAUGCUACAGUUCAGUGUAUCCGUUCUGUGCCAGAAGUGAAAGAGGCCCUUAAGAGAUAUGCUGGUGCCUUGAGAGCUUCAGGAGAGAUGGCAUCUGCUCAGUAUAUUACUGCAGCUCUUAGAGAUUUGUUUGAUUCUAUGGAUAAAACUUCCUCCAGUAUCCCACCCAUCAUUCUCCUGCAAUUUUUACACAUGGCUUUCCCACAGUUUGCAGAGAAAGGAGAUCAAGGCCAGUACCUUCAACAGGAUGCCAAUGAAUGCUGGGUACAAAUGAUGAGAGUACUACAGCAAAAGCUUGAAGGAGUAGAAGGUGAUGCUGUUAUGGAGACAGACUCAGGAGCUCCAGCAGCAGCUUCUAAAAAGAAGAGUUUAAUUGAUCAGUUCUUCAGCGUUGAAUUUGAAACGGUCAUGAAAUGUACAGAAGCAGAAGAGGAAGAUGUAACUAAAGGAAAAGAAAAUCUGCUUCAGCUUAGCUGCUUUAUCAAUCAAGAAGUUAAAUAUCUUUUUACGGGACUCAAAUUGCGUCUUCAAGAUGAAAUCACCAAACUCUCUCCAACACUGCAGAGAAAUGCUCUCUACAUCAAAUCUUCCAAGAUCAGUCGCUUGCCUGCCUACCUGACUAUUCAGAUGGUUCGAUUUUUUUACAAAGAGAAAGAAUCUGUGAAUGCCAAAGUUCUCAAGGAUGUUAAAUUUCCUCUUAUGUUGGAUGUGUAUGAACUUUGUACACCAGAACUUCAAGAAAAAAUGGUCCCAUAUCGGUCAAAAUUCAAGGACCUAGAAGACAAAAAAGUAAAUCAACAGCCAAAGAAUUCUAGCAAAGGUGAUGGGGUACAGAAAGAAGUUAAAUAUGAACCAUUUUCCUUUCCUGAUGAUACUGGUUCCAACAACUGUGGUUAUUACGACCUGCAAGCAGUACUAACACAUCAGGGAAGAUCUAGUUCCUCUGGUCACUAUGUAUCAUGGGUUAAAAGGAAACAAGAUGAAUGGAUCAAGUUUGAUGAUGACAAAGUCAGCAUUGUCACACCUGAAGACAUUCUGAGGUUAUCUGGGGGUGGAGACUGGCAUAUAGCUUAUGUUCUACUCUACGGGCCUCGCAGAAUUGAAGUAAUUGAAGAUGAAGCUGAACAGUAGUCUUCAUUUUUUGUCAUUUCUGCCUAGGUGUGAAAUAAAUGAUUACUGAUGAUUUCUUUAACCCCAGUGCUUUAACAAUGGAGAUGUACUUUUGUUCAAACCAUUCUUACGUGAAGAGGGAAAUUAUUUUAAACCAAUUUGUGUACCAAAAAACAAUUAGUCAUUGCUGGACUGUGCUGCCACUGUGUUGGCAAUAACACUUAAACAAUUUUGAUGUCUUGCAGAAGGAUAUUUUCUUUAAAAAACAAAAAACAAAUCUAAAAUGGUGGCUCUAAAUGUACCUCCUCCUGUCCCUUCUUCAUCCCCUCUAAUUUCAUCAACCAGAUAUUUAUUACACACCUAUUCUUACAUCAUUUGUUGCUCUUGCAUGGUUUAUACCACAGUUCAAUAGCUGUCCAUCCUUUACCUUGCCUGACUUUUGCCAGGAAGGUAGAAGAGAUAUUGUUGCCUCGUUAUGUAACUCAGUGCUGCUGCCCACAGCCAACAACCAUGGCUACAAUCAAGUAUUUGUCCAGCCUGACCUGCUGACUCAGUCUGUUCUGUUGCUGGCAUUUCAUGACUUUAAAAUAAAUUGUGAUCAAUAACAAA
Messenger RNA from Gavialis gangeticus (Gharial), 2091 nucleotides. It is a transcript of the gene USP14, whose product is annotated as ubiquitin specific peptidase 14. The record is from RefSeq and is a predicted model, not a curated record. The annotation marks the transcript as partial. NCBI's taxonomy places the organism in Eukaryota, Metazoa, Chordata, Crocodylia, Gavialidae. The transcript has 15 exons. Gene Ontology annotation, molecular function: protein binding; proteasome binding; cysteine-type deubiquitinase activity. Gene Ontology annotation, biological process: protein deubiquitination; regulation of proteasomal protein catabolic process; proteasome-mediated ubiquitin-dependent protein catabolic process.